Penicillium robsamsonii is the source of this 1566-nucleotide messenger RNA. Its product is annotated as cytochrome P450. The coding region runs from base 1 to 1566 and encodes 521 amino acids. Gene Ontology annotation, molecular function: heme binding; oxidoreductase activity, acting on paired donors, with incorporation or reduction of molecular oxygen; iron ion binding. The transcript is spliced from 5 exons. The record is from RefSeq and is a predicted model, not a curated record. Lineage: Eukaryota; Fungi; Ascomycota; Eurotiomycetes; Eurotiales; Aspergillaceae.
AUGGAAUUUUGGAACGCCGUUAUCAAACAGCCCAUCGUGGCCAUUGUCGUGGUUGGAGUGACCUAUGGAGUGUGCUUGGCAGCCUAUCGGCUAUGGCUUUCACCACUCGCUCAUUUCCCUGGACCAAAGCUGGCCGCUAUGACAAUGUGGUACGAGUUCUACUAUGAUUCGUUCCUCGAAGGCCAGUACACUUUUCGAAUCGCUGAGAUGCAUCGCAAAUACGGCCCCGUUGUGAGAAUCAGUCCCUUUGAAAUACACAUCGACGAUCCAGAGUACUAUGAGGUCUUAUAUUCUCGAGAUAACCCGAGGGACAAAUACAUACAUUUGACUGGCAUGUUUGGGGCACCUGCCUCCUCUUUCGGAACAGUCGAUCACCGCCGCCAUCGGAUACGUCGACAACCUAUGAACCCAUUCUUUUCUCACCAGCGGAUCCGGCACUUGGAGCCUAUGAUUCGCGGAAUGAUUGAUAAACUGCUCAAAGGAAUGCGAAAUUGGAAGGAGAGAAAUACACCGCUGCAAGUUUAUCAUGCGUUCAAUGCCUACGCGACAGACGUAGUUGCGGAGUAUACUAUGGGUGAAUCGUUCCAUUAUUUGGAUGACCCUGAUUUCACACCACAGUGGUCGAAGACGAUUGAGGCAAUUGUGCGGGUCGGGGUUCAAUUCAAACAGUUUCGCUGGGUCUUCGGCUUGUUCGAGCUCCUUCCACGGUGGCUGGUUGUGAUUAUCAACCCUCACAUCGGUCUGGUAGUUGAUCAGAGACUCGAAAGUUUGCGACUAGCGAAAUUGGUCAUUGAUAGUCAAGCCGCCGGUGGGAACUUGACAGAUGAUAAGGCUAGUGUGCCGAAAGGUACAUUGUUUCACGCGCUGCUAGACAGCAAACUUCCCUCAGAGGAAAAGGCUGCGGGCCGCUUGAGUCAAGAGGUUUUCACCGUCAUCUCGGCAGGAGGAGAAACGACUGCGAAGAAUCUGACGACACUCACCUUCCAUCUACUUAACAACCCAGACAAGUUACAAAGGCUGCGGGAUGAGCUUAACCGACUCGACCCCGAUAGAACAGCGACGUUGGUAGAAUACGAAGCAAUGCCAUACCUCACUUCUGUUAUGCUCGAGGGCUUAAGAAUCACCAACGCUGUGGGAACGAGGCUUCAACGCAGCUCUCCAGAUCAAGCUAUGACUUACAAGGACUGGGUCAUUCCUCCCGGGACAUAUGUGGGGAUGACCGGCCUAUUUAUCCACCACGAUGAAGAUAUUUUCCCAGACUCGCACAGUUUCGUUCCAGAGCGAUGGAUGGACCCAGCGAAGAGGAAAGGCCUCGAAAAGUAUCUGGUUUCUUUUAGCAAGGGAUCAAGACAGUGCAUUGGCAUCCCGCUUGCACGGGCGGAGAUCCUUAUAGCAAUUGCCACCAUUUUCCGGGAAUUUGAGAUGGAGCUCUACGAGACUACAGUAGAUGACGUUCGAACCGCACGAGACAUGUUUGUUGGUCACCCACGCAAAGGAAGUCAGGGUGUUCGCGUUAUGAUAAAGGAUGUGAAUGGACGUCCUGGUCAGAGUGAAAAGUCGCCAUGA